This is a messenger RNA of Armigeres subalbatus, 8318 nucleotides long. It is a transcript of the gene l(3)80Fj, whose product is annotated as stalled ribosome sensor GCN1. The coding region runs from base 139 to 8112 and encodes 2657 amino acids. Lineage: Eukaryota; Metazoa; Arthropoda; Insecta; Diptera; Culicidae. Gene Ontology annotation, cellular component: cytosol. Gene Ontology annotation, molecular function: protein kinase regulator activity; protein binding. Gene Ontology annotation, biological process: regulation of translation; cellular response to amino acid starvation. The transcript has 5 exons. The record is from RefSeq and is a predicted model, not a curated record.
AAUCGAGAUAAACAACCCGUCAGAAAAAAAUCGAAACCCAUCCAAGCGGUGUCCAGUUGUCAAUUCUAACUCCGCUUUUCUUUCUUGUGAAAAAUCCACUGCUGACGAUCCCGAAAAAAAUCCAUCUAUCCAGUGAAAAUGGCAGAUGCUGAGCUUGGAAAAGCGUUGAAGGACCUGCCGAAUCGGGUGCUGAAUGUGAGCGUCGAAGAACGCCCGGAAUUAUUCCGUAAUGUGAUCGAAGUGCUACCGAAUCCGGGUAUCAAUGCAACCAUCGUCCGAGGCAUCUGCAAGGUGAUUGGAACUACUUUGACCAAGUACAAAGAUCCUGCCUCACAAGCCUUGGUUCGCGAGUUGCUGGUUGCUUUACUUAAGCAACAUCCGGAUUUGGCGUACGAGCAUUUUAACAAUGUUUUGAAGGCGUUGGUCACCAAGGAUCUGGCGGCUGCUCCGCCCCUUAAAGGAGCUCAGGCGGCCGUUCUGGCGCUGGGAUGGGCUAACCUUGUGGCUUUGCACGGCAGUCACGAAUCGGACGUGGGUAAGAAAGAAUUCCCCAAAUUGAUAGAGAUCCAGACCGGAUUGUAUCAGCUGUCGUUAACGUCCGGUAUUCAAAAGGUGUCCGAUAAGGCAUAUAGCUAUUUGAAAGAGUUCUUCGCUAAGAAGGAAGACAUCGAAAAAGUCUAUUUCAACAAGUUAAUAUCAUUGGAGCCGUCAAGCUCCGUUGUUCUUUUCAUGUCUGCAAUUUUGAACUUUAGCAAAGAGGAAUUUGAAAACCUUGAUCUGCUUGACCAGAAUAAAGCAAAACUGUUGGAUCACAUUGUUAAAGGAUUGAUAACUGUCAAAUCGAAACCUCACACAAGCGAUGUGGCAGGGUGUUCGAUCGUGCUCAGUGCCAUCACUAAAGAAGAGUUCAAAGCAACCAUCCUGCCCGCUCUGCAGCGAUCAAUGCUGCGAUCACCGGAAGUGAUUCUCCGCACUGUCGGGGCCAUGGUGAGUGAAAUUCCAGUGGAUGUGAGUGAUUUCGCAAUGGAUCUCGGGAAAACUUUGAUCCAGAACCUGGCGUCGAAGGACGAAACCUUGAGACUAGAAGCGGUCGAGUCACUCAAACAAGUGGCAAUGAAAUGUAGUGCGCCGAAGGCUGUUGAGGCACUGCUCAAGGAGGUAUUUGCCGUGUUUAAUGGGUCGGGUGGAAAAAUUACCGUGGUGGAGCUGAGGAUUAAUCUACUUCAGGGUGCCGGUAAUCUGAGCUUCAACCAGAUCAAACCAGAUGAAGUCCACACGAUGAUGCCAACUGUGACGGAUCUGUUCAUCAAAGCGCUGGAAACCGAAACUCAGGAGAAGGUUCUCUGUCAUGCGCUGGAAAUGUUUGGAUUGUGGUCGGUUAACUUCCGGGGAGAAAUCCCCACGAAGAUUGUGCAGACAUUCAAAAAGGGUCUGGAUGCCAAGGCUCAAGUAUUGCGCACAAGUUAUCUGCAAUGGUUCCUCGGCUGUCUGCAGAACGGAAAACUGCCUUCAGGAAGUGAUUUCACCGCCCCUCUCUCCAAAAUUGUCGAGAAGGCUGCACAAAAUCCGACUCAAACCCCAGCAGUUUCCGAAGGAGUUGGUGCCGCCUGCAUUAUCCUGCUGACCAACCCCAAGAUUAGCGAUCAGCUGAAAGACUUCUGGAACAUUGUUCUUGACAUGAACAAGAAGGUAUUUUUGGGAGAAAAGUUCCUCUCAGCGACCGCUCCAGAAACCCUUUGCUACGUAAUGCUGUUUUGUGAGCGAAUUUUACUAAACCAUUUGGAAGAUUUGAAGGGAUCUUCGGAACCUUUAUUCAAAACCAUUGUUUAUUGUGUCAACUCUGCCCAGAAGAAAGUACGCAAAUACUGCUUACCAUUGCUGAAGAAAAUUGUAAACAGUGCGAAUGGCAUCAGUUUGGCUAAAAGUUUACUGCUGGAAAUUACAAACUUUGUGGAAAACACCAAAAUUCUCAACGAAGGCGAACAGGAAGAGGGAGUUGUUCCGGCGCAAGCCAUUGUGGACAGUAUCAUGUUCGUCACGGAUAUUGAUUCCAUUCAGAUAUCGGACGCCCAAACGGUGGCUCUCAGUGUCCUUCUAUGUGCUCACCAUCCGUCGGCCGUUUCCGUACAAUCCGAUCUCUGGGAAUCGAUUCUAAAACGGUACAAUUUGGAAGGAAAGUAUUUCAUAAAGAUGAACACGGCCCACAUCAAGGACACUUUCUUCAACGGGUACAAGGCCACGGCCAUGUACGAAAACACGCUGGCAACGCUGUCGCACAUCAGUCCGGAGGUGAUUCUUCCGGUGCUGGUCAAAAACGUGACCGACCAUUUGAACAACGCGAAGAUGUCGAACGUUACAGACGAGGAGUAUUUCACCUAUUUGACACCGGACGGCGAGCUGUACGACAAAAGUGUCAUUCCGAAUUCGGACGAACUGACCAAUACGGCCCACUUGAAGCGGGAAAAUAAGGCUUACAGCUACAAAGAACAACUGGAAGAACUGACACUCCGACGAGAAAUCGAGGAGAAACGUCGCAAGGAAGGCAAAUCCAAACCGCCUCAACUGACUCCAAAACAAAAGGAAGCAAUCGAGAAGCAAACCGAAAAGGAGAAAGCCAUCAAGACUCGGCUGAGGGAGCUGAACAACACCAUCACGACGCUGAUCUCGCAAAUCGAAGGUGCCGCCAAGGGUACACCCCACGAGUUGUCACUUUUCUUCCCCACGCUGUUGCCGGCCAUUUUGAGGGUGUUCUCAUCGCCUCUGGCUGCGCCCUCAAUGGUGAAACUGUACCUACGGCUGCGGGAAACCUGCUUCUCCGGUGAACUUGUCGAGACUGGCCGGGAUGUGGCAAUUGCAACGAUUCGACUGAGCAAACCGCACUGCGAUCUGGAGGAGAGCUGGUGUACUGCCAACCUGCUGGAGCUGGUUAGCGACAUUUUGGUGUCGGUGUACGACGAAACAAUCGAUAAGUACAAUGUGCACAUCGAGGAAGACGGAGUGAAGAAUUAUUUGCUGAAUGCACCGUCGUUCAGUUACACGUUUGAGUUCUUGAAGAGGGCUAUGCUGCUUCCGGAUGCAGCCAAAGACGAGAGUUUGCUGAUCAACGGUAUUCAAAUCAUCGCGUACCAUGCGCAGAUCAAGGGAGACACGGUGGAUGGGCAAGAUUUUGGAGAUUUGUACCACCCGAAGUAUAUGCCGAGGUUGGAGAUGAUCAAAUUGUUGCUGAUUCUCAUUCAGCAGCAACGAGGAAGAGUACAAACUCAGGCGGUUGCUGCACUGUUGGAUGUUGCUGAAAGUAGUUCCGGAAAGGAGUACACGGCGAAGGCGGAUACUCGCGAAGUAGAGAGUUUGUUGGUGGCUUUGCAGGAUGAGUUGGAUGCUGUGCGAGAUGUGGCGCUCCGAGCCUUGGCAAUCAUGAUCAAGGUGCUACCAUCUAUUAGUGAUGAUUAUGAACUUGGUCUUAGGCUGACCAGAAGAUUGUGGGUUGCUAAACAUGAUGUGUGCGAGGAUACCAAACAACUGGCGGAGAAUGUCUGGGUUCAAGGGAAUUUCGAAGUUCCAAUUGUUAUGGCAGACGAACUGUUAAAGGAUAUAAUUCACCCGGAGCCCUGUAUCCAGAAAGCAGCUUCAUUCGCGUUGGUUUCGAUUCUGGCGGAAGACUCUUCUAUCAUCGACAGUAUCCUCGAACAAUUAUUGGAGAUCUACCAAGACAAACUGACCAUGAUCCCCGCAAAACUCGAUCAGUUUGAUCGCGAGAUUGAACCAGCUGUUGAUCCGUGGGGUCCGCGACGAGGAGUGGCCAUUGCCUUUAGCCAUGUAGCACCCUUCCUCACGGAGGAACUUGUGAACAGCUUGACUCAAUUCAUGGUUUCCUCUGGACUGCGUGAUCGUGAGGAAAUCGUUCAUAAGGAGAUGUUGGCGGCUUCGUUGGCUAUCGUCGAACACCACGGAAAAGUAAGUGUCUCCUACUUAUUACCGACCUUCGAGAAGUUUUUGGAUGAAGCACCCAACAAUAGCGAUUACGACAACAUCCGCCAGGCUGUAGUUAUUUUGAUGGGUUCACUGGCGCGCCAUUUGGAUCGGGACGACGAGCGAAUUCAGCCCAUUGUUAAUCGUUUGUUGACGGCGUUGUCUACACCCUCACAGCAAGUUCAAGAAUCCGUCGCCAACUGUAUUCCUCAUCUGAUCCCAUCCGUCAAGGAUCAAGCGCCUCAAAUGGUGAAGAAAAUGAUGCAACAGCUAGUAAAAUCUGAAAAAUACGGUGUCCGACGUGGAGCAGCCUACGGCAUUGCAGGAAUUGUCAAGGGGUUAGGUAUUUUGUCGCUUAAGCAGCUGGACAUCAUGACAAAACUAACCAGCUACAUCCAGGACAAGAAGAACUUCAAGUCUCGCGAAGGAGCUCUGUUUGCAUUCGAGAUGUUGUGUUCUACGCUGGGUCGACUCUUCGAGCCUUACAUCGUACACGUUUUGCCACAUCUUUUACAAUGUUUCGGAGAUUCCUCGUCCUAUGUUCGGGAGGCCGCCGAUGAAUGCGCCAAGACAGUAAUGGCUAAACUUUCUGCUCAUGGUGUGAAGCUGAUUCUUCCGUCACUGUUGAACGCAUUAGAUGAAGAUUCGUGGAGAACAAAAACCGCUUCGGUAGAACUGCUUGGUGCAAUGGCGUUUUGUGCUCCGAAACAGCUGUCGUCUUGCCUACCCAGCAUCGUACCAAAAUUGAUGGAAGUACUGGGAGACUCGCACAUUAAAGUCCAGGAAGCAGGAGCAACUGCACUGAAAAUGAUUGGCUCUGUCAUCAAAAACCCCGAAAUUCAAGCAAUUGUACCAGUCUUGCUCAGAGCUUUGGAGAAUCCAUCGUCGAAGACUUCUGCUUGCCUGCAGAGUUUGCUGGAAACUAAAUUCGUCCAUUUCAUCGACGCCCCCUCGCUCGCAUUAAUUAUGCCCGUUGUCCAGCGUGCAUUCAUGGAUCGCUCUACCGAAACCAGGAAGAUGGCCGCCCAAAUUAUUGGCAACAUGUAUUCGUUGACUGAUCAGAAAGAUCUAACACCUUAUCUACCGAACAUCAUCCCCGGCCUCAAAACAUCCCUGCUGGAUCCGGUGCCGGAGGUCCGUGCUGUUUCUGCUCGUGCUCUCGGUGCCAUGGUAAGGGGAAUGGGCGAAUCGUCGUUCGAAGAUCUGCUCCCAUGGUUGAUGCAGACGUUGACUUCCGAAAGCAGCAGCGUGGAUCGUUCAGGAGCAGCUCAAGGUUUAUCAGAGGUCGUCGGUGGUUUAGGAGUUGAGAAGCUGCACAAACUCAUGCCGGAGAUUAUUGCCACCGCUGAGCGAACCGAUAUUGCCCCGCAUGUCAAGGACGGUUACAUCAUGAUGUUCAUCUACAUGCCGAGUGCGUUCCCCAACGACUUUACGCCGUACAUUGGACAGAUAAUCAAUCCGAUCCUGAAGGCAUUGGCUGAUGAAAAUGAAUACGUCAGGGAUACCGCAUUGAAGGCCGGUCAACGAAUUGUCAACUUGUAUGCUGAGACGGCGAUUGCUCUGCUGCUUCCAGAACUGGAAAAGGGCUUAUUCGACGACAACUGGCGAAUCCGCUACAGUUCGGUGCAGCUGUUGGGAGAUUUGUUGUAUAAGAUUUCGGGUGUUUCCGGAAAGAUGACCACUCAAACUGCUUCCGAGGAUGACAAUUUUGGUACGGAGCAAAGUCACAAGGCUAUUAUCAGAAGUUUGGGAGCAGAGAGGAGGAACCGAGUGUUGGCUGGAUUGUACAUGGGUCGUAGCGAUGUUUCUUUGAUGGUGCGUCAGGCGGCGUUGCAUGUGUGGAAGGUGGUGGUCACCAACACUCCGCGUACUCUUCGUGAAAUUUUGCCAACCUUGUUCAGUUUAUUGCUGGGAUGUUUGGCCAGUACUAGCUACGAUAAACGCCAGGUUGCGGCUAGAACAUUGGGAGAUUUGGUUCGAAAGCUUGGCGAACGUGUACUUCCGGAGAUCAUUCCGAUCCUUGAGCGUGGUCUGAAUUCAGAUCAAGCCGACCAGCGGCAGGGUGUGUGCAUCGGGCUGUCGGAAAUAAUGGCCUCUACUUCAAGGGAUAUGGUCCUGACCUUCGUAAACAGUUUGGUACCGACAGUGCGUAAAGCUUUGGCCGACCCUCUUCCAGAAGUUCGUCAUGCUGCUGCUAAGACAUUUGAUUCGCUUCAUACUACAGUGGGAACACGCGCUCUCGACGAUAUUUUACCAUCUAUGUUAGAGAGCCUCUCGGAUCCAGAUCCAGACAUUGUAGAAUGGACCUUGGAUGGCCUUCGUCAAGUCAUGGCCAUCAAAUCACGGGUUGUUCUGCCGUACCUGAUUCCCCAGCUAACGGCCAAUCCAGUUAAUACCAAGGCGCUCUCCAUCUUAGCAUCCGUCGCUGGCGAAGCUCUCACGAAAUAUCUUCCCAAGAUUCUCCCCGCUCUCCUGUCCGCUCUGGCCGCUGCACAAGGAACACCCGAAGAAUCCCAAGAACUGGAAUACUGUCAAGCCGUCAUCCUCUCGGUCAGCGAUGAGGUCGGCAUCCGCACCAUCAUGGACACCGUCAUGGAAUCAACAAAAUCUGAGGUGCCAGAAACACGAAAGGCCGCUGCUACCCUCUUGUGCGCAUUCUGUACUCAUUCCCCAGGAGACUAUUCUCAAUACGUCCCGCAAUUGCUUCGUGGACUUCUGCGACUUCUUGCCGACGGCGAUCGAGAUGUGCUGCAACGUUCCUGGGAUGCCCUCAACGCGGUUACUAAAACCUUGGACUCAGCUCAGCAGAUUGCUCAUGUGACAGAUGUCCGUCAAGCGGUUAAGUUUGCCAGCAGUGAUCUGAAGGGUGCCGAACUCCCCGGCUUCUGCUUACCUAAGGGCAUCACACCGCUACUUCCAGUGUUCCGUGAAGCUAUUCUGAACGGUCUACCAGAAGAAAAAGAAAACGCUGCGCAAGGCUUAGGCGAAGUAAUCCAACUCACUUCGGCAACCUCCCUGCAACCUUCUGUGGUUCACAUCACUGGUCCAUUGAUUCGUAUUCUUGGUGAUCGUUUCAAUGCUGGAGUCAAGGCUGCUGUUCUCGAGACCUUGGCCAUCCUUCUGCAUAAGGUUGGAAUCAUGUUGAAACAAUUCUUGCCCCAACUGCAAACCACAUUCCUUAAAGCUCUACACGAUCCGAGUCGGAUAGUCCGUAUCAAAGCGGGCCACGCACUCGCAGAGCUUAUCGUCAUCCACACGCGUCCCGAUCCUUUGUUCGUAGAAAUGCAAAACGGAGUCAAGAACACGGACGACUCGGCUAUUCGGGAAACAAUGCUGCAGGCUUUGCGUGGAAUUUUGAUCCCGGCCGGUGACAAAAUGACAGAACCACUGAAGAAGCAGAUAUACGCAACGCUCACCGGAAUGUUAGGUCACUCUGAAGACGUUACCCGUGCAGCGGCAGCCGGUUGCUUGGGUGCUCUCUGCAGAUGGUUGAGCCCUGAACAGCUUGACGAUGCGCUCACCUCGCAUCUAGUCAAUGAAGACUACGGGGAUGAUACGGCUUUGAGGCAUGGGCGAACGGCUGCUCUCUUCGUUGCUCUCAAAGAAUACCCUUCUGUGGUAUACACAGAAAAGUACGAAACUAAGAUAUGCAAAACGAUCACAACGUCAAUGGUAUCAGACAAAAUUUCAGUCGCGUUGAAUGGAGUUAGGGCAGCAGGUUAUCUACUACAGUAUGGAAUGUGCUCGGAGGAAGCUAAAUUCCCGCAGCAGAUCAUUAGUCCGUUUGUCAAAUCAAUGAACCACACCAGCAACGAAGUGAAACAACUACUUGCCAAAACCUGUAUCUAUCUAGCCAAAACCGUUCCAGUUGAGAAAACAGCCCCAGAGUAUCUACGACUAGUGAUUCCAAUGCUCGUCAAUGGAACCAAGGAAAAGAACGGUUACGUCAAAUCAAACUCGGAAAUUGCUCUAGUCUACGUCCUGCGAUUGCGAGAGGGCGACGAAGUGCACCAAAAAUGCAUUUCCCUGCUGGAACCGGGAGCGCGGGAUUCGCUGAGUGAGGUGGUCAGCAAGGUCCUGCGUAAGGUCGCCCUCCAGCCCGUUGGCAAAGAAGAGGAACUAGACGAUACAAUUCUCACGUGAUUACUGCGACCGCGAGCACAGACGUUCACUGCAUGGUAUAGGAAACAGUAUCAAAUGCAUGGCCAUAAUACAACGGCUACCGUAAUUUCGAGGCUCUCCGCUGUAAUUGGCGCUAAAGUUUCGAUAGCGAUUACUAUCCAGCUGUUAGAAAGUUAUAAUUGGCACUUAUGGAUCGAAAAUAAACUAGAAAUCAAAUGUGGAAAUAA